This is a messenger RNA of Paramecium pentaurelia, 952 nucleotides long. The record is from the annotation of a GenBank genome assembly. Lineage: Eukaryota; Ciliophora; Oligohymenophorea; Peniculida; Parameciidae.
AUGUCAAAUAAUUCAGGAUAUCUAAUUGUUUCUUUUGUUCCUCUCUCUGUACCUACAAGGUUUCUUUCAGCAGCAACAAAUAAAUCAAGAGCAUUAGAGAAUGAUUUCGAUGUUAGAGUGACUAAUAAAAAUUAAGAACAUUGCUAUUUCUUAUUAGAGAAAAUUAAUGAGAAUGUAUUCAAAAUACGAUUACUUACACAUCCUAAUCAUUUUGUUUUUUGUUCAAAUGAUAAUACUAGAAAAUUUAAGGAUUAAUUUGAUGUAAGAACACAUGCAUUUGAUGAGUAAAGAAAUAAUUGGAUUAUUGAAAAUGCAGGAUGGAGUUGUUUUACAAUUAGAUCAGAGACAAAUCCUGAUUAAUAUUUAUUUAUAGCUGAUGAUUUUUCAAAUCAACAUGAUGGUGAAUUUGAUGUGAGAACACAUUCAAAUAAAGAUUAAGAAAAAAAUCUUUGGUUUAUUGUUACAAUUCCAAAUAUUGUACAUCCAUAUAGUAGUCUAUAACUUUAUAUGAUUGUUUAAUUUAGACCUGCUCAUAUUAAUACAAAUUAUUUAACCAUUUGUGAUUCUCAUCCUUAAUUUAAAUCAGAUUAUGCAGCUAAGAUCACAGGUGUUAAGAAUAUAACAACUUCAUUUUAUUUAGAAUAAGUUCAUGAUAAUAAAUAUAUAAUUAGAUCUGUUUCUAAUCCACUUCAAAUGCUUUUUGCAGCUAAUGAUAAAUAGUAUAAUAAAUGGGGUGAUUUUGAUGUUAGAUUACAUUCAUUUAAUGAAACAAGAAAUUAAUGGAUAAUUGAAUAAGCAGGUAAUAAUUUAUGGACAAUAAAAUCUGCUACUAAUCCUGAUUAAUUUUUGUUUGCAGUUUAAGAUGAAGCAAAUGGAAAAGAAUUCCCUGUUAGAACUCAUCCAUCAAUUGAAGAUAGAAAUAAAUGGCAUAUCGAUGGGUUUAAAUAAUGAU